Photinus pyralis (common eastern firefly) is the source of this 3307-nucleotide messenger RNA. RefSeq names its product WD repeat-containing protein 63-like. Gene Ontology annotation, molecular function: dynein light chain binding; dynein heavy chain binding. Bases 107 to 3223 code for a protein of 1038 amino acids. Gene Ontology annotation, biological process: inner dynein arm assembly; cilium movement involved in cell motility. Lineage: Eukaryota; Metazoa; Arthropoda; Insecta; Coleoptera; Lampyridae. Gene Ontology annotation, cellular component: inner dynein arm. The record is from RefSeq and is a predicted model, not a curated record. The transcript has a single exon.
UUGUAUUAUUUGUUUUUGUGUGUGUGCGAAUUUUUUUCCAUUUUAUUUUUUACUAACGCAAUCUUUUUCGAUAUUUAUACAACGGAAACGGAAACAAAGGUUCGGAAUGGCGGAACAGAGUUUAUUUGAUAUGCAUCAAUAUUACCCGGAAACCGAAGAGCAAGCAAAAAUACAUAAGAGGCGUAAAGUUAAAAAGCAAAAAAAGGAAACGAGGGAACCCGUCCGCUUAGAUUCCUUGAACAUUGAUGGAGUUGUGAAGAUUGUAAUGUCCAGUCAUACACAGCUUGCAAUUCAAUGCGUAGUUGGGAGUGAUGUUACCGCACAAAAUGCAUGGAAGUACGUUUCCAGGGAUUUACUUCACGAUUACAUCGAACAGCAAGACGGUCUUAACACCAAGCAAUUUGAAAAUCUGAAAUUGAAAAUUAAAGCGUUUCCUAAUCCAAACGUAUUGGUAGCUUAUAUACCUAGUGAUGAAGAUUGUGAUGAGUUUUGCAUUACUCUUACGCUCGAAGCCGAGAAAGAAGUUUUAGCACACAUCGAUGCGAUUUGUAAAGAUCAAGAGGAAAAGUUAAAUAAUGCUAUUAAUAAAUCAAUUCAAAAGUGGAAAAGUCGCGGCAGUGAAAUAGAAGUAGAUUUUCAGGUUCCGAAAGAUAAUAGACCUUUGUUGGAAGUUGAAGUGGAGACUGCUUAUCCAAUAAUAUCUGCUAAAUGUCGAUUUAAAUUGAGAUUAGUUGAAGAAGCUCGGGAUGGUUACGUAAGCGUGGUGGUCGGACGUACAGUUUCUGAAAAUGUGGUAAAGAGAAGAAUAGAUGAGUGUAUUCAAGCUAUCCCUGCGGUUAGGUCCAGUGAAGCUCAAACUGUUUGCACGUAUCCGAAAAACAUUUGGACUCAGUACGAUUUUAAUGCGGGCGAAGUGAAAAAUCUUACUAAAGCAUUCGUUCGGAAUAUUUCACAUUUCGUCGAUGAUAAACUAGACUUGUUUGAAGACAUGGUUUAUUUAAACAGUUCUGUAAAUUUAUACACAAGUGAUUAUAGUGACCUAGUGAAAAAUGUUAAAUGCGUUCAAAAACGAGCAAAAAAGACAUUUGCGGAAUACACGUCGUUCUUUCAUUACGAGGUAUGCAAAGGAAGAACAAUUGUCGAUCUUGAUUGGCAUCCUAUGUGGACAGGCAUCUUUGUUGCUGCAUAUUCAAGUCGUGCUCUUACUUCUUAUUCUAAAGGUAAACCGUCCCUCGAUGAAGUAGAUGAAGCGACAUUUCGCGUUGCGCCUGUUUUAUUAUGGUCUUUCAACGAUAACCUCAGCCCAAAGUUGUACUUGGAAGUUACAAGAGAAGUCAGUGCUCUGUCAUUUUGCCCAUUUCAUGAACACCUGUUGGUUGGGGGUUGCAUCAACGGACAACUUAUAAUUUGGGAUUUGACAGGAAAACUAGAACUGAUAGAAAGUGAAGAAAUCCUCACCACGAAGCAAGAAGGGUAUAGAAAAUUAAUGCACUCGUUAAUUCCAUGGAUGAAAAAUAUCAGUAAUAUGAAAAUAGUUCGACCAGUAGUCACGUCAAAUUUAGCUUACUCCCAUUCCGCACCCGUAACGUCUAUUAAAUGGAUAUCCCCGUAUCGCGAAAUAACUAAAUCUGGUCAAUUAAAGCACAUACCUGUGGAAGAGAAGAGGACAAGUUUACAGUUCAUUUCAUCUUCUCAAGAUGGUACCGUACUUGCGUGGGAUCUCAAUUUGCAUUCCGCCGAAAAAUGUGCGCCACAAGUUAGUAAGAGGAAACACACACGGUUAAAAAAUCGCCCUGCCGGUUUAGUAAAAAAUGUUUCGCCUUAUAGUGUACUCAACAGAAUAUUCAAACCUACCUUCAAAAUAAAUGUGUUUGCACCAGAUUCGACAAGGAAUCUACCUUUGGCUGCAUUGCACCUUAGAGACCUACCUUGUCAUUACGUUGAAAAGUAUCCAGAUCCACAUCGUCAAUUCGAUGUAACGCAACGUUUAUACUAUGAACCAGUACUAUCGGUGUCACAAGAACCCUUAGCAAACCAACUGCAAUUCGGAAGUAUGGAAGGUGAUUUUCUUACAGUGUCCUGGGAAGGAUUUUCGUUUAAUACCGGCGAAGCAGUUAACAAGGAAUUGGGACGUAUAGAACACAUUUCCAAAUUUCACGAUGGCCCAAUAGUGUCAUUAUACAGAUCACCUUUAUAUCCUGAGCUGAUUUUGACCGUAGGUGGUAAGAUAUUUGCAUUAUGGAUUUUAAAAUUCCUCAAGGAGCCCGUCUUCUGGAGGACAUCUACACAUAGAUACACCUACGGGUUGUGGAACACAGGUUUACCUUCGGCAUUUCGUUUAACCAGGUGUGAUGGUUGCGUAGAAAUAUGGUACUUAAAAGUUCGUAGUGAUCGGUACCAUCAGGAAUUCCGUGUGUCCGGAGGCAACCUGGGCGGUACGUUUACGCAUCCAUUUGAUUUGCAGCAAAGUGUCGAUGCAAUUUCUGAUUAUAAUGGUUCCUUAAGGUUAUUCAUCACAACUCGUGUAAUCAGCAGUGAAAUGGAAGACGAGAGAAAGGCUUUAGUACAGCUAUGCGAGCGCGAAGUUGAUCGGAAGUUAAAAAUUAAAAAAUGGCAGGAAGAUUGGGCGGUUCGGAAUGCGGAGUUGAUUAAAUUUAAAAAGGAGCAAAUUUCUUCAUCUCAACAAAAGAAGGAAGACGUCCACCACAAACCAGGUCUCAAGGAGACGGAACAGAAACAUCAACUAGAGGAGGUAAAAGUUAAUGUUGAUAAAUGGAGAAUAAAGGAAGAAAAGCGUAUGCAAGCGGUUUUAAUGGAAAAAAAAGCUUUAGAUAUUUCGCUUUUAGAAAAACAGAGAGAGCCUCUCCUAAAAAUACUUCAGGACAAAAAUGAUAAAAUUAUUAAAAUGAAAGACCGUCAACACAAUGCCAAUGACAUAUUUAAUCAGACAGUCGCAAAAGUCUUUUCAGAUGCAGUAGAGAAAACGGCAAUUUCUAACAUACAAGAAGAUAUAGUCACGGACGAUGUAAGUAAAGACAUAUAUCAGAACUAUUUAGAGAUAGAAAAGGUGAAUACGGAUAUUGUAAAUAAGAACAAAUACACUAAACCAUUUGAUUGGUUCGCAAUGUGCAAUGCUGGUAAAGAACGGCGUAGAGCAUUAGAUGCACAUUAUGGUAGUUCCAAUCAUAAACUAAGGCGUUUGAGAGAACGAAGUGGUACAUAAGCAGGUUAUAGGCAUCGUUUAAUUUAUACGUCAUUUAUACUGUGUUUAUAAAUAUGUAUUUCAGCAGCCCAAAUAAAUUAUACA